Molecule: messenger RNA, 1294 nt
Organism: Dalotia coriaria
Lineage: Eukaryota; Metazoa; Arthropoda; Insecta; Coleoptera; Staphylinidae
Exons: 5
Coding region: 1-1266 (421 amino acids)
Biological process (GO): tRNA C3-cytosine methylation; arginyl-tRNA aminoacylation
Molecular function (GO): tRNA binding; ATP binding; arginine-tRNA ligase activity
Source: RefSeq, a predicted model, not a curated record
AUGGACGCAAAUAUUUACAACAUUGCAACUCAUGUUGCAUAUAAAUGCAUCCAGAAAGUCAAUUACACUCAACACACAUUCAAUUCAGACGAAUUUGUUGAUAAACUAACAAGUUUCCUGUCCAAUGGUCAACCAGAUGAAUAUUCAAUUGAUCAUUUAGAUGUAAUAGGAGAACAUGUGAUGCUAGAUAAAUUUAUGCCUUGUUUGACUAGUUUCUCAUCAAUUUACGGUGGAUUGACACACAGGCCAGAACCUCCACCGAAAGUGAGGAAACAAAAGGAAACAAACUCACAGAAAGCAGUCAAGAAACAUCUGAUCAAAGUUGUUGACUUGGAGAAUGAAAACGAUAAGAAAUCUGAAGAUAUUUUGAGAUUUUACAUGAAAGCACUCAAUGAUGAGUACAAAAAGAAUGAUAACAUGCCUGUAGAUUAUUAUAAAUUUGUUAUUGAUACUGAAGACUUUGGCCUGACGGUAGAGAACAUUUUCUACACGUCUUUUAUUUUGAAUGAUGGAAAAAUUAAGUUAACAUUAGUCUCGGUUGAAUAUAACUCAGAUGGAUUCAAUGAAGAAGAAUCAAGUGGUGACUUCUAUAUCGAUGGAUAUUUGGCAGGCGCAAUCUGCGAUUGUGAAGGAAGGUAUUUUGCAAAGGCAUCGGAAAAACGUGAAUAUGCGUCGAAUAUGCGUAUGAUGUUCGAACACAAAUAUGGAGUUCGAAAAAUAUCAGAAAAACCAAACUGGAAGCAAAAAAUUGACAAAUUGGGACAUGCAGCUGUUACUUUUCAAAUGAUUCAAAAUACUCCACAGAAAACUAUUUCUUUGGCUUCUAAACAUCAUGUAAUUAAAGAUGCAGCGUUUGUUAUUUACAACGGAGCAAGAAUAAGUAGUAUUUUACGGAGAUUUGAGUCAGAAAUAGAGAAAAACACGCAUAAUAAGUUGCCUACCAUUGAAAACAUAGAUUUUUCAACUUUGAGGUUAUCAGAAGAAUGGGAUUUAAUCUAUGCAUUCCUUGCACAGUUCCCCGAUGUGAUAAAAAAGUGUGUUUGUGAUUUACCGGAAGGAAAACUAAACUUUCAAAAGUUGUACGAGUUUUUAGUGCAUUUCUCCACUGCAUUCAGUGUGUAUUACAGCCGCAUCAAAAUAAUAACUGAGGCUAAAGAACAUUUACUGCCAACUAUGCACGCGCGUAUUUAUUUACUCAAAUCAAUCGAACGUGUCUUGCAAAAUGCGCUAAAACUAUUAAACAUCGAACUUGUCAAUCAAAUGUAAACUCAUUCUAAUAUAUAUUUUGAGGUUA